AUUGUGAGAAAUAGCGGUACCGGAACGUCGAGUACAUUCGCUGGUGUGGAUCUGAUAGUGCCGAAUGGAUUUGGUAUGGAAUUUUGGCUAGCACUUCAAUACGGUACUGCACACGCAUCUGCAUUACGCGAUCAGAAAAGCACUGAAUUCGAAUCGAAUCGCUUCAAUUUUCCAUCGGACAUUCCAGACUGUGAUGCUGGUAGAUGUGAGGUCAAUGAUGAACGUGAUGAACUCAUUGUGAGCACUUUCAAUCAUUUCAUAGCGAAUGAUCUGUAUUAUGUGAAAUAUAAUGGAUAUUGA
Messenger RNA from Anisakis simplex (herring worm), 300 nucleotides. The record is from the annotation of a GenBank genome assembly. NCBI's taxonomy places the organism in Eukaryota, Metazoa, Nematoda, Chromadorea, Rhabditida, Anisakidae.